GAGUCCAGAUGAAGGUGAGGCUGGUGUCGCGGCGCUCUCUGUUUACCUGAGACACCUGUGCACCUGUGUUUUCACCACACACACAUUCACGUCCGCCCUCUGGCCGAGAGAGGACCAGGACCCGACUGCUACAAGAAUGAAGAAGCUCUCGGUGCUGUCCCUGCUCCUCUGGAUGUGUGCCGUCUACUUUGUGGGCAUCUACCUGUUUGUGGGCGGGUUCCUGCUGGUGAGACUGGAGGUGAACAGGACCAGCACCUGCGGAGACGUGCUGCAGCCCGGAGAGGAGCCGGUAGACUUCUGCCGCGUCCAGCCGCGUUUCCGCAGGGCCGUCCUCCUCAUCAUAGACGCCCUGAAGAUCGACUUCGCCUGGUUCGACCGCAACAACACAGCACCCAGACCUUAUGAGAACAAGCUGCCCGUCCUGGAGGAGACGGUGUCGUCCCAGCCUUCCCACAGCCGCCUCUACCCUUUCCGUGCUGACCCGCCUACCACCACCAUGCAGAGGAUCAAGGGCUUCACCACCGGCUCCCUGCCCACCUUUGUGGAUGUGGGGAAUAACUUUGCAUCCAGCGCCAUAUUGGAGGACAACCUCAUCCACCAGUUUGGGCAAGUGGGCAAACGGGUGGUGUUCAUGGGAGACGACACUUGGGAGAAUCUUUUCCCGAAGAAGUUCCACCGCUCUCUGCCUUUCCCUUCUUUUAACGUGAAGGAUCUGCACACGGUGGACAACGGGAUCCUGCAGCACCUCUACACCACUAUGGUGGGGGACGACUGGGAUGUCCUGGUGGCUCAUUUCCUGGGAGUGGACCACUGCGGUCACAGGUUCGGCCCCGACCACCCGGCCAUGGCCGACAAGCUCACGCAGAUGGACGGAGUCAUCAGGUCUGUGAUCGACCGGCUGCAGAAUGACACCCUGCUGGUGGUGAUGGGAGACCACGGGAUGACGGACACCGGAGACCACGGCGGGGAGAGUCAGAAGGAGACGGACGCUGCUAUCUUCCUCUACAGUCCUUCUCCUUUGUUUCCUGGACCUCCGACACAGAGUGAACCGGACGUGGUGCCCCAGACGGACCUGGUGCCCACCCUGGCUCUGCUGCUGGGGGUUCCUAUCCCGUACAGCAGCGUGGGCCAGGUCCUCCUGCCUUUAUUUCCUUCUCACGAGCAGACAGAAGGUGCAGUUGGACGCCUCAGCCAGCUGGAGGCGCUGUGGAUCAAUGCCAAACAGGUGAACCGUUUCCUGGAGACGUACUCCGGCAUGGCCAAAGACAUCCCGCCAGAGAGCCUCGCUCGGCUGAAGGCCGACUUCUCCCGCCUCUCCUCCGAGUACCUCGCCGCGGUCCGAGAGGGUCGGCCCCCCUCGCCACAGCUGGCCGCCUCGCUGCAGGCCUACCUCACCUCCGUCAGAGACACCUGCCGCGCCACCUGGGCGCGCUUCAACCCGCUGAAGAUGGCGGCGGGGUUGGCCAUCCUGGCGUUCGCCUGCCUGACGUGCUUCAUCCUGUCGGAGCUGUCCCUGGUGCUGAUCCGGGAGAACGGGCCCGGGCUGAAGGCCCCGGUUGCCGUGGCGCUGAUAUCGGGUGUGUGCGUGGCGGCGUGUCAGGUGGUCACGCAGGGCCACGUGGAGGCGGCGUGGUGCCUGGCGGCGGCCGCCCUCAGCUCCGAGCUGCUCUUCCUGUGGAGAGCCCGGCGGUCCAGAAGCAUCACGGUGGAGAAGAACGGCUCCAAAGCUCCGAAGAGCUGGCUGACCCCGCGGCGCCUCCUCAUCCCGCCGCUCUUAGUACCGCUCCUCCGCUGUGCCUCGCUGCUCUCUGACAGCUACGUGAUCGCUGAAGGCCGGGCGGUAACCUUCCUGCUGUUCUCUCUGGCGCUCUACGUCCCCGUCCACCUCAACUGGGACGGCCUGCUGCUCCCGCCCAGCCACGACCCCCUGAAGGCCGCAGGCUUCCUGCCCUCCCCGGCUUUACCUCCAUCCACCGUGAGGAAGGAAAGCAGCACCCUGUUGGCGUGUUUAGGCGUCCUGGUGGGCAGCCUCUACCUCUCGCUCUCCUUCCACGCCUGUCGGGAGGAGCAGGGCUCCUGCCAGCCGUCCCCGUUCCUCGCCCCUCUGUCCCGGCUGCAGAACAGCCAGCUGAAGAACCUCCACUACGUGCUCUCCGUCUGCUCCCUCGGCUUGUGGACGUAUCUGCUGAAACGCUGCCUGCGUCACUACGGCAACCUGAACUCGUCCGGCGGGACGGUGUUCACGGCCCGCUGGGUGCUGCCGCUGCUGUCCGUGUGUCUGGCGUUCCACUGGGCCGUCAGCGCCACUCCGGAGGACAGCUUCAGGAACCUGGCGGAGCUGAUCAGCCUGGCCCAGCUGGCGCUCCCCAGGGCCGCCUUCGGCCUCCUGGGACUGGGGCUGCUCCUGAUCUGGCUGGACCCCCUCACCGUGUUCGUGAAGCCGAGGGCCUCGCCUUCGACCCGAGGCUCCUCUCUGCCGCCGCCGCCGCGCUACCGGGCCAGCACCGGCAUCAGCCCCCAGGCGGAGCUGCACCACCUCAUCCCUCAGAUCUACCAGCGCAUGCGUCGCUCGCUGGACGACGGAGAGCUGAGCGGGGGCGGCGAGGUGGACAGCAGCCCCGCUGUGAAGGCCUACGGACUGGGAACCGUCUACUCGGCUCCUUUGCUGCUGUUUUGCGGCAUGCUGGGAGUGGGGCUGCUGCUGCUGCACCCCGAGGGCAUGGCGCUGUCUUUCCUCCUGCUGCUGCUGGAAAUGGGGGCUCUGCUGCACAUCCACGCCUCCUCCACCACCCUCAGCGGCCUGCAUGGAGCAAACUCUGGUGGCUUUAACGUGCCCUGGACUCCAGUCGUGCUGUGGUCUCUGGCUGCCACUCAGUUCUUCCACGCCACAGGUCACCUCCCCACCUUCCCCUCCAUCCAGUGGGGGGCAGCCUUCGUGGGAUUCCCUGACGGACACACAGGCACCGUGCUGCCCGCCUCGCUGGUCACCCUCAACACUUUUGCCUCACACAUCUUGUUCGCAGUGGGUUGUCCCUUGCUGCUGUUCUGGCCGCUGGUGUGUGAGGUGCGGGGCAGCAGAGGAGGACGAGCUUGUGGGGAAGAAGGAGAAGACGCUGUGAUGGAGAUGAGACUGAGAGAAAACCCCGAACAGUUCAGCUCCGCCCUGCUCCAACUGUCAACACGCUACCUCUUCCUACUCGGAGCACAGGUCUUUGCUUCCGUCUGUGCAGCUGCUAUCCUCAGGAGACACCUAAUGGUGUGGAAGGUUUUCGCACCCAAGUUAAUGUUCGAGGCCUCGGGCUUCCUGGUGAGCAGCGUGUUCCUGCUGAUCGGGGUGACGUUAGUGCUGAGGGUGGACGUGGCGGUGGGCAGCUGGUUUAAGAGACUCGUCCCUGAAGCCUCCAGGUAGCGACGGCGCUUUACCGCAGAAGGCCACCAGAGCUCACUGUGCCACAGAGAACACGGACAUGGAGGUGUCACUGUAAAGCUUUUAUAUGGACCUUUCACACACACAAAAAAAAAAAACAUUACCAUCUGUGUGGAGCAUACGGAUCCCCUCAAACGUGUCAUGUGAGGUUGCCACUUUUUGUUACUCUUUUUGAGGGCUAUUUUGUUCUUUAUUAACACUGAGGCCAUUGGGACAUCAAAUGUUGGACUGACUGAACUCUUAGCAUCUGGAGCCACAUUGAACAUUUUGUUGUUGUUGUUGCUGUUGUUGUCUUUUACACUGGUAAGAUGAUAAGCUUGUACACCACCUCAUUCAGCUCAUGAGGUUGAAGGCUUAUGUUGUCAGAGAACGGACAGCAACUCCUGAAUGUCUCUCCGAAACUCCUGUUUUCUAACUGAUAGUAUGGAUGAAACUUUCAAAGCUCUCCAAGCCAGACAGUCUUGCAAACGGUUCAUGGUGCAGCAGUUAAAAAAACUAAACAGUUUACACUAGCUACAUGCCUGUUACAGCUGGCUAGCAACAGUAUUUAAGCUAAAUUGACACUCAAAACACAUGUAUGUGCAAGUUUAAUGUAAUGGAAAAAAAGCAACAAUACAGCACGUGAAUGUUACGGAAGCCCGUAGAGGCAAGUGAGGAAAAAAUAUCUUGUGCUCCAUUUUAACACAUGAAUGCUUUUAGUCCUUUAUAGAACAGAUAGAAAGAUUUGCAUGAGAAAAGCUUGAUGGAAACACAAAAAUUCUAUAACAAUUUUGAAAAUACACAUAAAGGGUCAUCAAUAUAGGUCGUAUGCACAGGCAUAAAAAAAAAAAAGAUCGAUAUUGACGCAUUUCACCACCCACAUCAAUGCGUUUGCUGCUAUCCUGUUGAUGUAGCUAAAGUUAAAAUGGCAGAUUUCCACAAUUUGCUAGAGGCUGGUGUUGGUGGUUGGGUCGAAUAAAUGGCGGACUUUCACCCAGUAGAGCGGGAUUCGAGUCCUGUGUGAAAACAAAAGUGAACAAUUUUUAACUUGAGUUACGUGAAUCACAUUUUUUAACGUUACUUACAUUUUUUACGUAACUUGCAGUACUCAUGUGAUGCUUGUAACUACUUCACUUACGGCAAUUACAUACAUUUAUUUACUGUUUAAACUGUCUUUUAUAACGCCUAACCAGUUGGUUUUUACACUUACUUGCAGUGGUUUAUAUUUAAUGUGCUUAACGAUUUUUUUCAAAUAAGUUCUGACUUAGCGAACAUUUAACUCGCCUGACUGACGAUCGGCUGUUUCCGCUCUGCCAAAUCCAAAUCCUGGAGACUUUUCUCCCAUUUUCUCUCGUGGGUGAUCAAAGUUGUCUGAUUAGCAACCUAGUUUUUGUUGUUGUUUCGUCCCUUUCCCCCAUCGCUACUUUGACUGUUUUAUGUCUCGCACAAUCUCGACUUCUUCGACUGUUAACUGAUAGAUUAGUCUACCGAAAAACAUUACAACAUCUUCUGACAAAAGUACUUUAUGCAGCUUUGUUUAAUCUCUCAAAACCAGUCGAUGGAAAUGUCCCUAAUUUGCAUUUUCUUUAUUGCGACAAUAGAAACAUGGCGAUAGACCACCACAAAUAACGGGCAUAGUCAUUGUGACAUCACCAACUAUUUCAUGGACUCCAGUUUUGUAGUCUUGAGUUUGUAUUUUGGCAGUUACCAUAUUUUUCUUUUACAGGUGCAUCUCAAUAAAUUAGAAUUUCAUUGAAAAGUUUAUUUAUGUCAGUAAUUCAAUUCAAAAACUGGAAAUAACACAUUAUAUAUAUCCAUUACACACAGAAUGAAACAUUUCAUGUCUUCAUUUAUUUGAUUUCUUCUAAUUAUAAUGAUUAUGGCUUACAUUUAAUGAAGACCUAAAAUUCAGUGUCUCAAAAAAAAAAAAGUAAUAUUACAAAAGACCAAUUUUAAAAAGUAUGAUUAAUAUGGAAAUGUUGGCCUCUGAAAAGUAUAUCCAUCUAUAUGACUCAAUAGUUUGACUUGAACUACUAGAAAUGGACUUUUCCAUCAUAUUCUAAUGUAUUGAGAUGCACCUGUACAAACUGUUUCACAGAUUUAUAAAAAA
Messenger RNA from Centropristis striata (black sea bass), 5516 nucleotides. It is a transcript of the gene pigo, whose product is annotated as phosphatidylinositol glycan anchor biosynthesis, class O. Lineage: Eukaryota; Metazoa; Chordata; Actinopteri; Perciformes; Serranidae. Gene Ontology annotation, molecular function: mannose-ethanolamine phosphotransferase activity. The coding region runs from base 137 to 3409 and encodes 1090 amino acids. The transcript has 11 exons. Gene Ontology annotation, biological process: GPI anchor biosynthetic process. Gene Ontology annotation, cellular component: endoplasmic reticulum membrane. The record is from RefSeq and is a predicted model, not a curated record.